This is a messenger RNA of Rubroshorea leprosula, 622 nucleotides long. NCBI's taxonomy places the organism in Eukaryota, Viridiplantae, Streptophyta, Magnoliopsida, Malvales, Dipterocarpaceae. The record is from the annotation of a GenBank genome assembly.
CCUCCUCUCUCUCCUCCUUUAUCGUCUCCUCUCUCUCAACAAUCAGGGAUUUCUUUGGCUCCUUGCUUUCCUUUGCGAGUCCUGGUUCACUUUCAAUUGGCUUCUCUUAGUUAACACCAAAUGGAAUCCCGUUCAAUACAUAACAUAUCCAGAAAACCUAGAAAAAAGAUUCUCGGAACUUCCUCCAGUAGACAUGUUUGUGACGACAGCAGAUCCGCUGCUGGAACACCCAAUCAUCACUGUGAACACUGUUCUGUCUUUGUUGGCGGUAGAUUACCCUGCUAACAAGCUUGCUUGCUAUGUGUCAGACGAUGGAUGUUCCCCUAUCACCUUUUACUCUCUUCUCCAAGCAUCCAGCUUCGCUCAACUUUGGGUUCCAUUUUGUAAGAAGUACAAAAUUCAAGUUCGAGCUCCCUUUAGAUACUUUCUGGUUAAACCUCCCAUUUCCAAUGAUAACGCCGAGUUUCAACAAGAAUGGAUAAAGAUGAAGGUAUGCAACUAGACUCUUAGAUAAAACAAUUUUCCAAAUAAAAGUUUUAUACAUACGACAGCUUUCAUAUGUUUCUUUAUUCUUGAACCAAAGGAAGAUAUAGGGAUUGAUGUAUAAAUCAAAAUUUAUUUG